Molecule: messenger RNA, 1790 nt
Organism: Diachasma alloeum
Lineage: Eukaryota; Metazoa; Arthropoda; Insecta; Hymenoptera; Braconidae
Exons: 3
Coding region: 208-765 (185 amino acids)
Source: RefSeq, a predicted model, not a curated record
GAUCGUGAAAACUCGUAUAGGGUUGCAUUUGCUACGUUCCGACACUCAUGCCUCAUCCGUUGUGUACACCGCACGUAUUCAAGUGAUUUUUUAAGGACACUUAUUCUAAAUAAAUAAUUGAAAAAUUUAACGGUUUUUUGAGGUGGAGAAACUCUCAGUGAUCUACUAAUUUUCGUGAAUUUCUGAAAUUUGUGGUGAAGAUUUACAAUGAUUUCAAGAGGACAAUUCUUUUCCUGCUGCGGAGUUUUACUUGUACUCGUUAUCAACUCAGGGGAAGCCUUAGAAUGUUACCAGUGUCUAUCACGUGCGCUUGCCGAUGACCAGUGCAAGGGCGACUUCAUAACGCAAAAGGGAAACCAGGAUGUGGUGAACUGUUCGCAAUCGAAGAUGAAUGAUUGGCAUCAUAAGAUGAAUAAUGACAGAGACCUGCGGUACUUGGCUUCUGUCUUUGAGGUGGCUCAGAGUCACUAUCCCUCGCCAGAACUGGAGGAGUUCUCCUGCAUCAAGCUUAAACUGAAAGUCAACAACGAAUGGACAACCAUGAGAACCUGCCAGUCAAAGCAAACAGUAGUCCUCGAUCCCUGCAAAAAAGUUGAGCAGGGCGCAAUGAAUCACCCGGAAAAAGCAAUAACUGUCGAAUACUGUGGACUGUGCACCAAGGACAAGUGCAACGGCACAGGAAUUAACUCAGCCACUUAUCUCGCCACCUUUCUGUCUCUCGUGGUGACACUCGGUCUCAUGGGUUAUCUCCAUCGAGCUGUUUAACCUCCUCCACAGUCACAAAUUGAGGAAAAUGUGAGAAUAUGAGGGAGAGCCUUGAACAAAUAUAUUAUAUAUAUAUAAGGAGAAAUGAGCGCUAUCUGCCCACUCGUUGACAUCACACAUCACAGCUUCAUACCUAUUAAUUAUCUCAUGAUUUUUUUUCAAUUAACGACACAAGAAAUGAGAUUAGUGAACUAGAGAAGAGAAGUGACAGUUCAUUUUUGAGAGUAAAAAUUAUAUUUCCACAUUGAGAUUCAGUAACUUUUUUAUUCUGUCUGUGAGAAUAUUUACUCAAUAAUUAUUCGAUUCCUUCGUCAGAAAUAAAUAAUGAUACAUAAUCCUGCGAAGCAACAAUCCAAUGUGUUUAACGAAAUAAAUUUGAAAAAUUUGUAAUGAAGAAAAAUAAGAAAAUAGUUUUCAGUGAUUCGAACACAUUCAGCAACGCUCUUUCUUUGAUUAUCAGCAUUGGGGCUUAAUUAAUGAUAAGUAAUUAUUUCUAAAUGAUUUGAAAUUGAACCAAAUACUUGUAACUCAUGAUUUUUGUAUUCAAGUGUGCGUGGAACAGAAGAUAGGAUUUAUAAUUUUUUUAUUGUAAUCACAUAAGGAUUAUUUUCAUAGCACAUUCAACAUUUUUUUAAUGAUAAAGUGAGACGAUUUUUAAUUGCAUGGAGGAGUAGCGGGAAUUCAUGAGUUUCACCUAGUGGCCUGAAGAAUUAUUGUCUUUCAUUUAAUUAAGAACACGACAUCAUUAUGAAUGAAUUGCGUGCCUCGAUGAUGCCUAGACCGCCUAAAGUAACUCCAUUAUAAUGUAUAAAUUAUCUGUAAACACUUGCAACCAUAAAAAGGUGAAAAUAAUCAGAUAAAGCACUGAUAACGAGGUCAACGAUUUAUGAUUUGAAGAAUGGAGGGGAUGUUCAAAAUAAUGUAUUUCAGGAGCUUUCAAAUACAUGAGAAAACAAAAUUAUACUGGAAUAUGUACCAAGACCACUUUACCGGCAAUAAAAUUGAUUAAUCUGAUCGUAACAUAA